AUGUUUAAAAACGAUGGAUUGAGGAAUGAAGUUUACUCCUCUCAGCUUUCAAUACUUCAUUGCAUAAAUUUACUACGAGAAAAUGGACAAAACAUUGGUGUUCACCACGCAUUAGUCCAAAGGCUAUAUUCAUUUUCAUAUGACGAAAUAGAGUUUUUCAUUCCCCAACUUAUUCAGCUUCUAGUAGUGUUUGAAACUGAUUCAAUGGCGUUAGAAGAGUUCUUGUUGAGAUAUUGUGAAAACUAUCAUCAUUUUAGUUUAAUUGUUUUUUGGUGUUUGCAGGCUUUUCUUUUCGAGCUUCGAAAUGAGCCGGCCUCAUAUGCAUUUCAAACAGUUCGCAAUUUCAUUAAUAAGUUGCAGAGUAUCCUUUUCAGUGUGGGUGAUCAAGUUUCAGAACGCAUUGAAUUUAGGGAAAAUGUACACCCAGCGUUGGUUCUCAGUGGAGCAGUUUUAUCGUCAUUCGCAUUACCAUUUGUCCAUGAUUACGUUUCUCCUAUAAUAAGAUCACAGGCAAAGCAACAAAGAUUUCUUGUAUUUAAUAAGGCCAAUUUUCAAAAGAAUUUGACGAAAAAUCUCACAUUAAAGAACCAGAAACUAUCAGCCAAUCAGUCACUGAGUAAUUCUUCGGAUGUCAAAUCAGUUCACGAGAACGGGUCUAAGACAGGUGAAACUUCAAACUUUAGUAGAAAGGCAGUCCUGUCUGUUCUGCUGGACGAUUCAGAAACAAACACGACUGAUGAUGAAGAUGGUAAAUUGUCUUUGAAGCACGCAGAGUUGAAAGAAGCCGCCUUUUCGAAUGUCAGUGAGAAUUUAAAAAUCAAUAUGACUAUAAAACGUAAAAAGAGUCGUCUGAAUACUCUUGGAUCUUUGAGAGAUGAUAUGAGCAGAAGUGUUCAGUCGUUACCCGAUCUCACAAAGUCACAUUCAAGACCAGACCUUCUAGCCUCCGAAUCGGAAAUGGCCCUUUACACCAACAGAUACUCGACAGAUGCAGGCAUUAAAAGAAUUAAUUCCCAAAGUAUCUCAGCAAAGUCAAAGCUGUAUCAUGAGCUUCUUAAAAUAUUAAGGGUGAAUUAUUCUAAAAAGGAGACUGAAUUCAUCAUGUCCCUUCAAGACAUAUCAAUGAGAUUGUCGCUGGUACCUAAAGCAGCAAGAGUUUCCGCACUCAGGGCGGAAUUGGCGAUUAUUAAUGAGAGCCUUUUACCUUCUGAAAUUGACAUACCUCAGUUGUUGCCAAUUACUAGUAACAAGAAUAAGAAGUUCCACAAGAUUUUGAAAUUGAGUAUCAACGAAGCCUGCGUAUUAAAUUCAGCGGAAAGAGUUCCAUACUUGCUACUAAUUGAAUACUUGAGUGAUGAAUUAGAUUUUAAUCCGUUCACAGAGUAUAACCAAAGGCUAAUAAAUAGAAAGCUCCAAGAAUCGGAGUCCAAGCGCAGUUAUGAAUCUAAUAAUAAUGACACCGAAUCCCUUGUAUCGGACGUGAGAAGUAUUCCAAUGCAAGAGGGGAUUGAUGGCAUUACUAGCAUUGAAACUGACUUGGGCGAAUUAUCCAUCUUAGGGUCACGCAGAGAAAGCCGUGAAUGGGCUACCUCGAAAUUAGGCUCCAUAUCCCCACGUUUAUCACAAGAUGGGCUCAAAAGUCCCCAAGUGGGAAAUGCUGGUACUCCAAAUUCGGCGGAAUCACUGGUUCUUGCUGACCAAAUGCGCAUUGCCUCAGUGAUGCUUCAACAGUUGGAAAAUUCUGGACAGUCAAAUACGGAGCAGUUCAUUGCUAUUAAGACCCGAAUCAUAAACUCAAUGAUUUCCUUGCAAGACCAAUUUGAAAGUAUUGAUUACGAGACUAUGAAAGAAUUGAAGACUGAUGAACAAGAUGCUGGUCAACGUAAGCUUGAAAAUGAUUUCAAAAUAAGCGAGGAUUGGAAUUCCAAAAAACAGAGAAUCAGGAAGGCUAGUGCUUAUGGUCAUCUAAAGAAUUGGGAUUUAUGCUCAGUUAUUGUGAAGAAUGGUGAUGAUUUACCACAAGAGGCUUUUGCAUGUCAAUUGAUUACUAUGAUCUCGAACAUAUGGAAGAAACACAGAAUUGCUUAUUGGACAAAAAAGAUGAAAAUCCUCAUUACCAGCGCAAAUGCUGGACUAGUUGAAACGAUCACCAAUGCGAUGUCGAUCCAUUCGAUCAAAAAGUCGCUCACAGAACUUUCGAUUGCAAGUGGCUCAAAUACAAAGGGAAGAAUAUUUACAUUGAAGGAUUAUUUUGAGAAACUCUAUGGAGAUGAAAGUUCUCGCAAGUAUAAGCAAGCUCAAGAAAAUUUUGCCAGAAGUUUGGCAUCAUAUUCAGUAAUAUGCUAUGUUCUCCAAAUAAAAGAUAGACACAACGGAAAUAUUAUGCUUGACCACGAUGGCCAUAUUAUUCAUAUUGAUUUUGGGUUUUUGUUGGGAAAUUCACCAGGUUCCAAUAUUGGGUUUGAAGCUGCUCCAUUCAAGUUGACAACUGAGUAUAUCGACUUGUUAGGAGGGGUAGAAUCGGAGUUUUACCAAUUAUUUGUUCAAGUAUGCAAGGAUUGUUUCAAAGUUUUGAGAAAGGAGUCCGACCAAAUAGUGAGCAUAGUUCAAUUAAUGCAAAAGGACUCGAGUCUCCCUUGUUUCAAUAACGGAGAGAACACCAGUGUUAUGCUAGAACAGAGGCUUCAAUUGCUGUUACCAGAAGAUUCAAUUGAUCAGUUUGUUGAAACGUCAUUGGUGGGCAAAAGUUUGAAUAGCAUGUACACCAGAUUGUACGAUCAGUUCCAGAUGAUAACUCAGGGUAUAUACAAUUAG
Molecule: messenger RNA, 2814 nt
Organism: Lodderomyces margitis
Lineage: Eukaryota; Fungi; Ascomycota; Pichiomycetes; Serinales; Debaryomycetaceae
Gene: PIKA
Product: 1-phosphatidylinositol 4-kinase
Exons: 1
Coding region: 1-2814 (937 amino acids)
Biological process (GO): phosphatidylinositol-mediated signaling; phosphatidylinositol phosphate biosynthetic process
Cellular component (GO): membrane; cytoplasm
Molecular function (GO): 1-phosphatidylinositol 4-kinase activity
Source: RefSeq, a predicted model, not a curated record